Messenger RNA from Aphanomyces invadans, 1231 nucleotides. RefSeq lists its product as hypothetical. The transcript has a single exon. The record is from RefSeq and is a predicted model, not a curated record. Bases 132 to 1121 code for a protein of 329 amino acids. NCBI's taxonomy places the organism in Eukaryota, Oomycota, Saprolegniomycetes, Saprolegniales, Verrucalvaceae.
GGCCAACUCAGACCCAGACUGCUGGGUCAAGGCGAUGGCAUUCUCGGAUCUGCUUGUCCAUACCGGCAAGCGAGCAACAGGAGCACGACACCACCGUCACACACAACAGGGUUGCUGAGCACUUCGCCGUCAUGGUGCCUUGGAUCUUCGCUGUCAACUGUGGCAUCUUCCUCGCCAGCGUGUUCGUGGGAUGCCACGUGUUCGCGUCGCACGCCCACGACGUGUUCAACGCCCCCGCGCAGAUCGUGUCGAUUCGACUGGUAUUCAUCUUUAUCCUGACGGCGGCGUCGUUUUUCCUCCAAUUCCUAUCGACAGAAAUCAGCUCGCCCAUGUCCCCCGAAGCCAUUGUGCACGACAUGGUCGAGGAAGUCGUGACGGGGGUAGUCGAAGCCAUCAUGCUCUUGUCCUUCUUCUUCCUUCUCGUCGUGCACGUUGGAGGCUCGGACCGCGCGAUCGAGUUGUUUUCGCAGUUCCACUCGAUGCGCAACCGUGCACCGACCAUGGUCGUGUUCACCCCGCCCGCCACGAGCCCUUCCCUCCAGAGCAAGACAGGCAACGAAGAAGGAACGGAUGCCGCGGCGCAACGAGGUCCCGUCGAGUACAUGCAGUAUCGCAAAGUGAUCUUUACCUUUGUCGUCGUUCGACCGAUCGUGUCGAUCGCGAUGGUGGUCAAUCGAUACUACGACAAUUGGCAGGUACGGUUGGCGCUGGCGUCGGUGAACAUCCUCAUCACGGUUUCCGCCGUGGUCGCUAUCCUGUUAACCAUCCGCCGCCUCUUCUCCGCCAUCGACUCCCGCUUCAACGUCCUCGGCAAGUUCUUCGUCGUCAAGGGGCUUCUCCUCGUCCGGUCGUUCCAAUGGGCCGCGUACUGCUUGCUCUUCACGGACCACGACGACCUCUACAUGCUCCGCGCAUACUACACGCUCUGCUCCGUCGAGUGCCUUUUCUUCUGCGUCGUGUUCGCUGUGACGUUCCGCCCCGCCACGUUUCGUCGCAUCGAGUCGUUCCCUGGCAUGACGUUGAUGGGGGUCUGGGAUGUUGCGAUGCACCCGAUUCCUGCCCCCCGAGAUGUCGACGAUGGCCUCAAGAAUCCUGCCCGCAUGCAGUGUGUCGAAGUGUAGAUGUAGCCCUGUUUUGAAAACCACCGUCGAUGAAUCUAACUAGCAGCGACGUCAGUGCGUGAAUCCAAUUCGAUUCAACCAUGCGCCACCCGUGCCCAUGACGAGUCGAA